AUGGCCUACGACACCCCUCUCUCGCAGCAAGGACAACAGAUCACCUCCCUUCCCGUGCGCGAACAAUUGCGCCGCGGCCUCAAAGACAUGGGCACGAAGUCAUACUCGUCGGCGAAGAACUUUGCCAUGAUCGGCGCCAUCUACAGCGGUACCGAGUGCGCGAUUGAAGGGUUCCGCGCGAAAUCAGAUCUCACCAAUUCCGUGCUCGCAGGAUGCAUUACGGGUGGUGGGCUCGCUUACAAAGCCGGUCCGCAGGCUGCGGUGCUGGGAUGUGCUGGGUUCGCGGCCUUUUCGACUGCGAUCGAUGCCUAUAUGAGGAUGCCGGAGAGUGAUUGA
This is a messenger RNA of Capronia coronata CBS 617.96, 336 nucleotides long. RefSeq lists its product as uncharacterized. Gene Ontology annotation, molecular function: transmembrane protein transporter activity. NCBI's taxonomy places the organism in Eukaryota, Fungi, Ascomycota, Eurotiomycetes, Chaetothyriales, Herpotrichiellaceae. The record is from RefSeq and is a predicted model, not a curated record. The transcript has a single exon. Gene Ontology annotation, cellular component: TIM22 mitochondrial import inner membrane insertion complex. Gene Ontology annotation, biological process: protein insertion into mitochondrial inner membrane. The coding region runs from base 1 to 336 and encodes 111 amino acids.